UGGACUAAUUUAUCUUGAAAAAAAUGUAAAUCAGUCCUCUUGGAGUGUUGAGUGGUAGCAGGUAGUGUCAAGGUGUCCACAUAUUAAACGUUGAAUUUCAGUAAGCGGUUAAAAUACUUUAAAAUGCUCUCGCUGGCGUUUACGUUGCAAAUUAGUAAUUAGCUGCAGCCGUUAGCUCGAUGUAGCUACUUAGCUACAACAUGACUGAAUGAAUGAAAACUUUACGUCCAUUUCUGAUGGAGAUAAAGUUAAAUUAACUGUUUAAAUCGCCGUUUGUUGAAGUAUACGCUCAGAAAGCCUUUUGUUUGUAGCGAGUGGGCUAAGCUAACGGAGUGCUAGCGUGCUAACGUUUGUGUGUCCGGUGGAAAUGGAAGAAGCAGCGUCGGAUGCACAAGAUGUUGAAAGAGCCAAGCAGUUCUGGGCUGAGGAGGAUGUGGAUCAGGUUUUUAACAGGGUUUUUGCAUAUCUGGGUCACCUGAGGAGAGUCCUGAAGAAGAACACGGCAACAGACAAAGAGUUGGUUCAGGCUUUGAAGCUACUGGAGUCUCUGGACUUGUCUCCUCCGGUCUCUGGUCAGGACUCCUCUGUGGUCCAGGUGGUCAUUGGUUCAGGUACAGUGCUGCCUGCUGACUUCUCAUACCACAGUCCUUUCUCCUGCCCCUCUACAUCUCCCCGGCCUGCCUCUAAUGGUCUGUCCAGGUCUGCAGCACCUCCCGCAGACAGGGAGGAGCUGCUGCCUCCCCUGGCCCCCAUCCAGCCGCAGUACCAGCUCCACACCUGCUGCAAGGCAUGUCUGCCCAUUCUGUCCAGAAUGGCCCAGUCCAUGCCUCUGUUCUGGGGGCAGAACCCUCUGAACGUGCCACUGCUCUGCGGCUUUAAGAGGAUGAGCGCCAUGCCUCUGAUGUCACCUGGAAACGGUACAGCCUCGGCCAGUGAGCGGGCGGAGCCUAAGGUCUCAGAGGAGGGGAAGGAAGAAGGUGUAGAGGACGGGGAUGUUCUUUACAAAGCGCCGUGUGGACAGAGCCUCCGUAACCAUGACGAUGUGAUGCGGUUCCUGUUGGCUACGAAGAGCUACGACGUCCUGCAGGUGGACUUCUUCACCUUUAACCCCUCUGUACGGUUGGACCCCCCUGCCACAAUAGGCCCUCGGCGUCCAGAGGUGGACAUGAGCCGUGGGGUGGAGCCCACACCGGUGGAGCUGUGCGCCGGGGAUAAUGGUGCCCGGCCCGCCGACUUCCGCUACAGGAGAGACCGCUGGCCGCACGGCUGCUUCCUGAGCCGCGGUCCCACGCUGUUCAACGCCUGCUGUGACUGCACCGACGGCUGCACUGAUGCAGAGCGCUGCACCUGCAUCGCAGUGACCAGAGGAGGGAGCUGCUACACCCAUCACAGGCUGACUGAGCCUGUACCUGCAGGGCUGUAUGAGUGUGGUCCGUGGUGCGGUUGUGAUCGGGCUCGUUGUCAGAACCGGCUGGUCCAGAGGGGGAUCAGAAUCCGGCUCCAGGUCUUCCAGACCAAAGACCGUGGCUGGGGUGUCCGUUGCCGUGACGACCUUGACCGUGGCACGUUCGUGUGCAUCUACGCAGGUGUGAUCCUGCGGAGGGUCCAGAGUCCAGCCGAGCCUCCGCCCCCGAAGCUGACGAGGGCCGACCUCCCCUCGGACGAUGAGGUGGAGGUGGUCACCGAGUGGCUCGCUCCGCCAGUUUUGGAGGGGCAGAGGAACCUGUUGGAGACCCCGCCACCCAUAUGCCCGCCCACCUCACCCCCACUGCAUGUCCCAGUGAUUCAGAGACCCGCCGACACCAACACCACAACGAUCACACCCCAGGACAGAGACAAGGUGGCUGCUGGUGACCAGUCUCAGGAGAAGAAGGUUGCCGUGACAUCAGCCAGUCCCAUGGCGGCGUCGGUGGUGACGGGCCACAGCGUGAGUGGCACCAGGACAGAAACGAACAAACAGAGGAGUUUAAAGAGAGCAGCCAAGGUGGAGGACGUUUAUCUUCUGGACGCCAGCAAGGAGGGAAACGUGAGCCGCUUCAUUAAUCACAGCUGCCGGCCGAACCUGUUCAUCCAGAACGUCUUCACUGAUUCCCACGAUCCCAGAUUCCCCACCAUCGCCUUCUUCACCAACAGGGUGGUGAAGGCCGGCACUGAGUUAACCUGGAAUUACUCUGCCGACACACAGACUGUCUCGCUGCAGAAACAGGAAAUGCCCUGUCUCUGCCGUAGUGACGGUUGUCAAGGUCAGUUCGCCAUCGAGGAAAACCUGUGUGACGUUUGCGAGGUCAAAGGUCAAAAAGCGACGGAGGCCCAGUGAUCCCACAGACCAGGUUCAGACACUCCACCUGUC
Messenger RNA from Toxotes jaculatrix (banded archerfish), 2350 nucleotides. It is a transcript of the gene setdb2, whose product is annotated as SET domain bifurcated histone lysine methyltransferase 2. Gene Ontology annotation, cellular component: nucleus. Lineage: Eukaryota; Metazoa; Chordata; Actinopteri; Toxotidae. The record is from RefSeq and is a predicted model, not a curated record. Gene Ontology annotation, biological process: negative regulation of gene expression; heterochromatin organization. The coding region runs from base 368 to 2317 and encodes 649 amino acids. Gene Ontology annotation, molecular function: protein binding; histone H3K9 methyltransferase activity; zinc ion binding. The transcript is spliced from 11 exons.